This is a messenger RNA of Melospiza georgiana, 939 nucleotides long. RefSeq names its product frizzled related protein (gene FRZB). NCBI's taxonomy places the organism in Eukaryota, Metazoa, Chordata, Aves, Passeriformes, Passerellidae. Gene Ontology annotation, biological process: canonical Wnt signaling pathway; non-canonical Wnt signaling pathway. The transcript has 6 exons. Gene Ontology annotation, cellular component: cytoplasm. Gene Ontology annotation, molecular function: Wnt-protein binding. The record is from RefSeq and is a predicted model, not a curated record. The coding region runs from base 1 to 939 and encodes 312 amino acids.
AUGAGGCGGGGGCUGCCGCUGCUGGCCCUGGCCGGGCUGCUGCUGCUGGGGCGGCCGCCCGCGGCCCGGGGGGCGGCCUGCGAGCCGGUGCGCAUCCCGCUCUGCAAGCCGCUGCCCUGGAACAUGACCAAGAUGCCGAACCACCUGCACCACAGCACGCAGGCCAACGCCGUGCUGGCCAUGGAGCAGUUCGAGGGGCUGCUGGGCACCAACUGCAGCCCCGACCUGCUGUUCUUCCUGUGCGCCAUGUACGCGCCCAUCUGCACCAUCGACUUCCAGCACGAGCCCAUCAAGCCCUGCAAGUCCGUCUGCGAGCGCGCCCGCGCCGGCUGCGAGCCCGUCCUGGUCCGCUACAGCCACGCCUGGCCCGACAGCCUGGCCUGCGACGAGCUGCCCGUGUACGACCGCGGGGUCUGCAUCUCCCCCGAGGCCAUCGUCACCGCCGAGGGCGCGGAUUUCCCUAUGGAUUCUAAUAACGGCAACUGUAGAGGCGUUGAGCGCUGCAAGUGCAAGCCAGUGAAAGCUACCCAGAAGACCUACCUACGGAACAACUACAACUAUGUCAUCCGCGCUAAAGUGAAGGAGGUGAAGACUAAAUGCCACGAUGUCACUGCAGUGGUGGAAGUAAAGGAGAUCCUGAAAUCUUCCCUGGUCAACAUCCCAAAGGACACUGUAAACCUGCACACGAAUUCUGGCUGCCUGUGUCCACCCCUCAGUGCCAAUGAGGAAUACAUCAUUAUGGGCUACGAGGAUGAGGAGCGCUCCAGGUUACUCUUGGUGGAAGGCUCCAUAGCUGAGAAGUGGAAGGAACGUCUUGGUAAAAAAAUAAAGCGCUGGGACCAGAAGCUGCGGCAGGCGGGCCGGGGGCGGGCCGAGCCCGGCCCCAGCGCGGCGGCCCCGAAGCCCGGCGGGGCCCGGCAGGCUCGGAGCGGGGCGUGA